AUGAACGCAUAUCUUCUCACUUUUGUGCUAUCCACGAUUCCUGGACUAGCCUCCCAAGGAUCCUCUUCACUUCUUCCUUCAUCAUCACCACCUUCUAUCCCAACAGUGACACUGCCAACUCUUCCCAGCGGAAUUCCAACGUUUCCUACUAUUUUACCAACCUUACCAACCGGAAUCCCAUCUGUUCCCAGCGAAUUACCCACCAUUACUAAUGGACCGGGUCUUCCCACAUUACCAACACUCAUGACAAUUUUACCAACAUUACCUAACAUAAUCGCUACUGUACCGACUGGAUUACCUACAAUUCCUACAAUUACAAACGCUCCGACUCUUCCCACGUUCCCAACGCUCGCAACUAUUUUACCAACAUUACCUACCCUAGUCCCAACUUCUCCGGAUAUACCUGCAUCAUCAUCAGGCGGGAGCAGUGAAUCAUCGUUGAGUUCAACUGGGUUGCCCACACCUCCGAAUGUUACCAUGCCUUAG
Necator americanus (New World hookworm) is the source of this 486-nucleotide messenger RNA. RefSeq lists its product as uncharacterized. The record is from RefSeq and is a predicted model, not a curated record. The coding region runs from base 1 to 486 and encodes 161 amino acids. NCBI's taxonomy places the organism in Eukaryota, Metazoa, Nematoda, Chromadorea, Rhabditida, Ancylostomatidae. The transcript is spliced from 4 exons.